Zeugodacus cucurbitae (melon fly) is the source of this 1028-nucleotide messenger RNA. Its product is annotated as serine/threonine-protein kinase prpf4B. NCBI's taxonomy places the organism in Eukaryota, Metazoa, Arthropoda, Insecta, Diptera, Tephritidae. The coding region runs from base 99 to 800 and encodes 233 amino acids. The transcript has 2 exons. The record is from RefSeq and is a predicted model, not a curated record.
CGACCGUCAAUGUAGUUGACAAUUGAAUUCGACACAAAUUUUUGCCCACACAUAACAAAUCUUGUUUUCCCGGUAGAAAUAUAUUUUGGAAUUAAAUAAUGCGGGAGAGUGAAUCAAAGAGUUCCCGCCGAGAUCGAGACCGUGGACGUGAUAGAGAUAAGGAACGUGAUCGAGAACGUGAACGCGAUCGUGACCGCGAGAGAGAUAGGGAAAGGGACCGAGAUCGUCAUUAUUCACGAAAAUAUCCUUCAAAAUCCAGAUCACCAUCCCGUAGCAGUCGUUCGAAGAAGAGCAAAAAAUCUAAGAAGUCAAAAAAAUACUCCAGGCGCAGUCCGAGCAGUAGCAGCUCAUCAUCCUCUUCUAGUUACUCUGUAGCCAGUCGCAGCAGUCGUAACUCACACUCUCGUUCCCAGGCUCGAAGUACGCGUGCACCUAGCUCAGAAGAGAAUUCACGCACAGCAGCGUCCGCUUCAUUAGCUGUUGCGACCCUCAAAGGUAUAGAUGCAAUUGACGCACAGGUGCGAAAGGCCUUGGACGCCAUUGAGGAGGAGGCGUUCCAACCAAAAACAUUUUUUAGCACACGUGACAGAGAAGCACCAGAAAAGAAACCACUCCCUGAGAAGGUGAUUAUUGAUUUGGAGUCAGAAACAGUGAAGCUACCAAAAACUACAGAUGCAUCAAAAGAUACUAAAGUCGAAGAGCAAAUGUUCCACCCAAAUUUCAUUGGCGAUGCAGAAUUAAAGGCUGAAAAAUGGUUGCGCAAACUAUAUAAUUACCGACAAAGAUAUUAUCAAGAGUAAUCGUAACUUAUGUUAGUAUAGGUACCAUUGCUAAUUUGCAUUUUAUUAUUAAAACAAAUAUACGCUUUAGAAUAUAUCUGAACCGGUUUUACGUGCGCGUAUCAAAGCCUCUUCAGCAGUCAACUGCUCAUUUUGUGAAGGGUUCGCAGGACUACCAUCAUCAUUCAGUUUUCCUUCUUUGAAAUCCUCAAUUAUCUUCUGAGAAUAAACCGCAUUGAACAAAUCCAA